UACAACUGAGAAAUGUUAGCUUGUGAUACCUAUUCACUGUUCCUGAGGAGUCAAUCUUCAUUAAAGUCUUUUUUCAACUUUCAUCUUACAAAAAAAGCUUAUGUUAAAGUGGAACAUAUCAUCAAGUAAGAUACAAGAAUUCAGCAGUGAAUUUCCCAAAUCCCAUUCAGAGAAAGAAGAAAUGAAAAGUUUGCAACUUCUCUCUUUUUUGUUGCUUUCUUGUAUCAUCACCCCAGCAGAUACAUAUGGAGGAAAGAGAAAAGGAUUCAUGUUGGACUAAGAUCUUCAGAAAGCAAGGGAAGUCAGCCAUCAAGUCACUCAAUCUAGAGGCACUGGGAUCACAGAGUGAGCACACUAGAACAAAGAAAGGUCAGCAAAGCUUAGAAACCAAAUUUCAACUCUAUACAGAUACAACUGAAGAAGGAUGUCAGAUUUUGUUCAAUCAGUUGGAGACUCUUGACAAAUGCAGUUUCAAUGCCUCUCUUCCUCUGGUGAUGAUAGUCCAUGGCUGGUCGGUGGAUGGGAUAUUAGAAGACUGGAUUUGGAAAAUGGCAGCAGCUCUGAAGUCUCAGGAUAAACAAAUUAAUGUGAUCAUUGCAGAUUGGCUUACGUUUGCUCACCAGCACUAUCCCAUUGCUGUACAGAACACCCGCCACAUAGGACAGGAGAUAGCAGACUUCCUGGAAUGGCUGGAGGAAUCCAUUCAAUUUUCCAGAAGCAACGUUCAUCUAAUUGGGUACAGCCUAGGAGCUCAUGUUUCAGGGUUUGCUGGCAGUUAUAUCAGUGGUACAAGCAAGAUUGGAAGAAUUACAGGCCUUGACCCUGCUGGUCCCUUGUUUGAAGGAAUGUCACCAACAGACCGUUUAUCUCCAGAUGAUGCAAACUUCGUAGAUGCAAUUCAUACAUUCACUAAACAGCACAUGGGUCUCAGUGUUGGCAUCAAACAGCCUGUGGCCCAUUUUGACUUUUAUCCCAACGGAGGCACCUUUCAGCCUGGCUGUCACAUCAUGCAUGUCUACAACCACAUUGCACAAUACGGAAUCACUGGCAUCACUCAAACCGUGAAAUGUGCCCAUGAGAGGUCAGUUCAUUUGUUCAUCGACUCUCUGCUUCACAACGACAAGCAAAGCACAGCAUACUGGUGCAACGACAUCAACACUUUUGACAAAGGAAUGUGCCUCAGCUGUAGGAAGAACCGGUGCAACACAUUGGGCUACAACAUCAGGGAGGAACGGCUCCCAAAAAGUAGACGACUCUUUUUGAAAACAAGAGCACGUAUGCCUUUCAAAGUCUAUCAUUAUCAGUUCAAGAUCCACUUCAUCAAUGAAAUCCAAGGCAAGCAGAUAGACCCAACUUUUAGCAUCUCUCUGACAGGCACAAAGGAGGAUGCUAAAAAUCUGCCCAUCACACUUGUUGAAGGAAUUAAUGGGAAUAAAACCUACUCUUUUCUCAUCACACUGGACACUGAUAUUGGUGAACUAAUAAUGAUCAAAUUCAAAUGGGAAGGAACUGCAGUUUGGGAGAAUAUCUGGGACACAGUUCAAACCAUAAUACCAUGGACAAAAGGCACCCGCCGGCUAGGACUUAUAGUGAAGACAAUACGAGUGAAAGCAGGGGAAACACAACAGAAAAUGACAUUUUGUUCUCAAAGUAUUGAAAACGUUCAACUUUAUCCAUCCCAAGAGAAAACAUUUGUGAGAUGUGAAGAUCGCUUUCGGAGACAAGAAAAGUGAGCAAGAACAAAAAGAAACUACGUACCAAAACAUAUUCAAAAUACCACACAUCUAGACGUUGUGAUACAGUAACUGAAAUGCACUUUGUUCAUCUGCUAGACUGCUCUCAGUGAUCAAUGAGCAAUUUUCAUCAACAGCAACUGUUAACUUUAAAUUCUUUAAAACUCUGAAAAAAUGCCUGCUCAUUAGAAAUACAAAGGUUACUAUUUGAAAGAAACAUCUUUGAAAAAAGGAACUUAAUUACCAAUUAAAUGCUUUGAAACAUUAAUAGUGACUACUAUCAAUUAAAUCUUUCCUAAAUUAUUUCCGGAAAAGGUGAAGUUAAGUAAUAGUAAACAUACUCCCAAGUAGAUAACACCAAAGAGAUUUUUGAACUUCUUACUUUAUAACCUUCAUAAACUAGAAAGCAUCUCAAUGUAUAGAAAACUUGAGCUAUCCAUUAUAACCAAAUAACUACAACACCUAAAAAAGAUGUCCUAUUGGAAAAUGCUUUGCUGUUUAACCAUUUUAGAAUACUAAUUAAAAUUACUAGUAAUUUAAUGAUGCUUAGUGUACUGCACACAAUUGUAGCACAACUAAGUUUUUAACUUUUGAAUUAAAAUCAUAUUGUUCAUGUAAUGCCUGAGAUUUUUAGAUUUUAAAUCACUGUAUAGCAGAUUUUAGCAUGAUUUGGAACUGUAUUAAUAAAUUAAAAUGGUCAAAACUUUAUCAGAUAUCUUCAGUGCAUAUAAAUUUAAAAAAUUCAAGUAUACAAAAUUCCAUUGUUUCCUAUAUCAGAAUAUAACUACAUAAAGAAACACUAUCAUCUGAGGUUACUCGUGCUUUAUACUUCAUACAGUAGCAUUACUAAAUAUGUACAUCCAAGUAUUUCAUUUGUCACUUUAUAAUGGUAAGCACAAGAUUAAUUAAAAUGAUGUUUAUGACUA
This is a messenger RNA of Oxyura jamaicensis (ruddy duck), 2659 nucleotides long. It is a transcript of the gene LIPC, whose product is annotated as lipase C, hepatic type. Gene Ontology annotation, molecular function: apolipoprotein binding; triacylglycerol lipase activity. Gene Ontology annotation, biological process: lipid metabolic process. The transcript is spliced from 11 exons. NCBI's taxonomy places the organism in Eukaryota, Metazoa, Chordata, Aves, Anseriformes, Anatidae. Bases 246 to 1733 code for a protein of 495 amino acids. The record is from RefSeq and is a predicted model, not a curated record.